This is a messenger RNA of Epinephelus moara (kelp grouper), 1691 nucleotides long. RefSeq names its product gap junction protein delta 6 (gene gjd6). Gene Ontology annotation, biological process: cell communication. Gene Ontology annotation, cellular component: connexin complex. Lineage: Eukaryota; Metazoa; Chordata; Actinopteri; Perciformes; Serranidae. The coding region runs from base 226 to 1431 and encodes 401 amino acids. The transcript has a single exon. The record is from RefSeq and is a predicted model, not a curated record.
UAAAAUAGAAAUCAGAAGUUUUAAGAACUGAAUAAAAGACACAAGCGCAGAGGGGAGUGUAGAUUAGGCAGGACAGUGAAGAUUGGGUCUUCUGCGAGGUUUAAGAUGUCAGCGAGUCCAACAGGGUAGAAGCUCAGGAGGAGGAGAGGUGGAUCGGUCCAGAGCAGACUGCUCCUCUCCAGGCAGCUCGUCCCUCCUUGAGGCAGCCGGCAGCCACAGGCCACCAUGACGGAGUGGACCCUGCUCAAACGUCUCCUGGAUGCUGUCCACCAGCACUCCACCAUGAUCGGACGCUUGUGGCUCACCGUCAUGGUCAUCUUCCGGCUGCUCAUUGUCGCCGUGGCGACUGAGGAUGUGUACACCGACGAGCAGGAGAUGUUCGUGUGCAACACAUUGCAGCCAGGAUGCUCCACCGUCUGCUACGACGCGUUCGCACCCAUCUCGCAACCUCGUUUCUGGGUCUUCCACAUCAUCAGCGUCUCCACGCCGUCGCUCUGCUUCAUCAUCUACACCUGGCACAACCUGUCCAAGCUGCCCCACAACACCACCCAGAGGCAAGGGCAAGGACUGGGGGACAUCCCAGGGCAGGGAGGCCCAGAUGUGGGGCAAGGUGGAGGGCGGGAGGUGUACGAUCGGAGCUGCGACUCAGACAGCUGCUCCAUCCGCUCACAUAAGCAUCUCGGUCACAGCCUGGCGGACGUGCUGGAGGGCAUCAACAUCCAGAGCCUCCAGAGGGCAGACCCCAACAACAUGGUGUCCUUGAGCCAUGCCCGAGAUUGCACCCUCAAGGAGGGGACCGCAGAGGGUCAUGUGGUCUCUGGAGGCGUUCUGUCAAAAUGUUACGUCUUCCAUGUGUGUUUACGGGCUGUCCUGGAGGUGGGCUUCGUCCUGGCCCAGUGGAAGCUGUUUGGCUUCCAGGUGCCCGUCCAUUUCCUCUGUACCUCGGCUCCCUGCAGCCAGCCGGUGGACUGCUACAUCUCCAGGCCCACAGAGAAGACCAUCUUCUUGCUCUUCAUGUUUUGCGUCGGGGUCUUCUGUAUCCUCCUCAACCUGCUGGAGCUCAACCACCUGGGCUGGAAGAAGAUCCGUCAGGUGGUGAGGCUCAGGGAGAGGGCGUCCUGGAGAGGUUGUCCAGGAAUGAGGGGGGGAUAUGAAACCUUCCCUCCAGACAGCCCCUCUCUCACAUCCUCUUUAGGCUUCAGAGAUGUGACCAGCACCACCUCCCUGCCCACUCUGGACCUGGUGGUGGGUCACCAGCCUGACUGGACCUGUGCUGUCAACUGUGGCAGGAUGAGGGGGCCUGAGGAGGUCAGAGGGACCAGAACAGAGCAACCAAAGAGACAGGACUCAUAUAAAGGAGAGAGGCAGCCUCUGAAGAGUAAGAAGGCCAUCAGAGAGUCCAAACAGAGGAGUGCUGAGGUCUGGAUAUAGUCAACGAGCACGGGGAAGCAUGUCGCAUGUCUAUUUGUUUGACCUGUGGAUCUCAUGUUGGAAUAUAAAGACUCAGUGUGUCAUAUUUUGGAGGAUAUAUUGUCAGAAAUGGAAUAUAAUAAAAUACGUAUGUUUUCUAUAGUUUAUAAUCACCUGAAAAUAAGAAUCAUUGUGUUUGUGUUACCUCAGAAUGAGCUGGCUUUGGAUGGGUCCAUUCGCGUUUCCAUGUCGGUCACCAUAGUUGGCAGACCCUCCGCAAU